UACACGAGCGCUGUGAUCAGCCCGAUCAGACAGCCACCCGGCACCAUGGCUGCCAUAUUGGAAAGGAAGUAAGUUCAUUCCCGUGAUCUUCCUAACACAGCGGACUAGCAGCACGGAAAAAACGAAGAGAAUAUUAGUUAUCUGCUGGGGAAAGGAGGGCGCACUCUACUGCCCCUGUCAGACCUAACUCUACUUCUUGUCGAGAACUGCAAGUUUCCGUUCCGUAGCCGUGGAAGAUGGCGGACCCGGCAGAGUGCACAAUUAAAGUAAUGUGCCGUUUCAGGCCUUUGAAUAGUUCUGAGGUGGCAAGAGGGGACAAGUAUAUCGCUAAGUUCCCAGGCGAAGAAACGGUUGUACUUGGGGGUAAGCCCUACAUGUUUGACCGAGUACUCCAGUCCAACACCACGCAGGAGCAAGUUUAUAAUGCCUGUGCUCAAAAGAUUGUCAAAGAUGUUCUGGACGGCUAUAACGGGACCAUUUUUGCAUACGGACAGACGUCCUCUGGCAAGACGCACACCAUGGAGGGUAACCUGCAUGACACAGACUGCAUGGGCAUCAUCCCUAGGAUUGUGCAGGACAUUUUCAACUACAUCUACUCAAUGGACGAGAACCUGGAGUUUCACAUCAAGGUGUCCUACUUUGAGAUCUACCUGGAUAAGAUCCGUGACCUGCUGGAUGUGUCGAAGACAAACCUGUCUGUGCACGAGGACAAAAACCGGGUUCCCUACGUCAAGGGCUGCACGGAGCGUUUUGUCUGCAGUCCUGAGGAAGUGAUGGACACCAUCGAUGAGGGCAAGUCCAACAGACAUGUAGCAGUUACAAACAUGAACGAGCACAGCUCCAGGAGUCACAGUAUCUUCCUGAUCAACGUGAAGCAGGAGAACACGCAGACAGAACAGAAGCUCAGCGGCAAACUCUACCUGGUGGAUCUGGCUGGCAGUGAAAAGGUCAGUAAGACCGGUGCUGAGGGAGCGGUUCUGGACGAGGCCAAGAACAUCAAUAAGUCUUUAUCAUCACUAGGCAACGUCAUCUCUGCACUGGCCGAGGGUUCGGGCUACGUGCCGUACAGAGACAGUAAGAUGACCAGGAUCUUGCAGGACUCUCUGGGAGGAAACUGCAGAACCACCAUCGUCAUCUGCUGCUCCCCCUCAUCCUACAAUGAGUCCGAGACCAAAUCUACCCUCAUGUUUGGACAGAGAGCGAAGACGAUUAAGAACACAGUGUGUGUGAAUGUGGAGCUGACUGCUGAGCAGUGGAAGAAGAAGUACGAGAGAGAGAAGGAGAAGAACAAAACGCUCCGCAACACCAUCACCUGGCUGGAGAACGAACUCAACCGCUGGAGAAAUGGUGUGAGCGUGCCUGUGGAUGAGCAGUAUGAUAAAGAGAAGGCGAACGCUGAGGUGCUGGAUAACGCGCUAAACGAUAAGACCGCCUCCACGCCCUCAUUACCCAGCAUUCCCUCCAUCCCCGGGGUGCCUGGGGCCCGCCUGUCCGACGCCGAGAGGGACAGCGAGCUCGCCAAGCUCUAUAAGCAGCUGGACGAUAAGGAUGAUGAGAUUAACCAGCAGUCUCAGCUCACAGAAAAACUCAAGGAGCAGAUGCUCGAUCAGGAAGAGCUGCUAGCGUCGUCCCGGCGUGACCACGAGAGCCUGCAGGGGGAGCUGUCGCGCCUGCAGCAGGAGAACGAGGCCAGCAAGGAGGAGGUGAAGGAGGUGCUGCAGGCCCUGGAGGAGCUCGCCGUCAACUACGACCAGAAGAGCCAGGAGGUGGAGGAGCGCAGCCGCCAGUUUGAGGCCCUCAGCGAGGAGCUGAACCAGAAAUCAAUCAUCCUGACGUCCAUCGACUCUGAGCUGCAGAAGCUGAAGGAGAUGACCAAUCACCAGAAGAAGCGCGUCACCGAGAUGAUGUCAUCACUGCUCAAAGACCUGGCCGAGAUCGGCAUUGCUGUGGGCAACAACGAUAUCAAGCAGCAUGAGGCCAGUGGUGUGAUGGAUGAGGAGUUCACGGUGGCGCGUCUCUACAUCAGCAAGCUCAAGUCGGAGGUGAAGAGCAUGGUGAAGCGCUGCCGCCAGCUGGAGAACCGCGAGAGCCCGACUCAACAAGAAGAUAGGCGAGGCGACAAAGGGGCUGGCAGCCUGCCAAUACAUCUCGCGGAAUAAACAUCGCACGCUGCUAAUGUUGACUAUAAACAGCUACGCAUCUCGCAGCAUGAGGCAAAGAUCAAGUCUCUGUCUGAGUACCUGCAGAACGUGGAGCAGAAGAAGAGACAAUUGGAGGAGAAUGUCGACUCCCUUAAUGAGGAGCUCGUCAAACUCAGCACCCACGAGAAAGUCAAGGCCAUGGAGAAGGAGAACGAGAUUCAGUCUGCCAACGAAGUCAAGGAGGCAGUGGAGAAACAGAUUCAGGGCCACAGAGAGACGCACCAGAAACAGAUCAGCAGCCUGAGAGAUGAGUUGGACGCCAAGGAGAAACUCAUCACCGAGUUACAGGAUCUGAACCAGAAGAUCAUGCUGGAACAGGAACGUCUGAGAGUGGAGCACGAGAAACUCAAAUCCAACGACCAAGAGAAGAGCCGCAAGCUGCACGAACUCACGGUGAUGCAGGACCGGCGAGAACAGGCCAGACAGGAUCUCAAGGGGCUGGAGGAGACUGUGGCCAAGGAACUGCAGACUUUGCACAACCUUCGGAAGCUCUUUGUUCAGGAUUUGGCAACACGAGUGAAAAAGAGUGCAGAGAUGGACUCUGAUGACACUGGAGGCAGUGCAGCUCAGAAGCAGAAAAUCUCUUUCCUGGAGAACAAUCUAGAACAGCUGACCAAGGUCCACAAACAGCUGGUGCGUGACAACGCUGACCUGCGCUGUGAGCUGCCCAAGCUGGAGAAGCUGCCUAUGGGCAACGGCCGAAGGGUCAAGGUUCUGAGUCGGCCAGGAGGCAAGGAGAACGCUGGCCCAUAAAUAAGCUACCAGACCGAGGUGGACCGCAUCAAGGAGGCCGUGCGCGCCAAGAACAUGGCCAGGAGAGGCCACUCCGCUCAGAUUGAUCGGCUAGUCAUGCCUGGCAGCUGA
Messenger RNA from Alosa alosa (allis shad), 3065 nucleotides. Its product is annotated as kinesin-1 heavy chain-like. The transcript is spliced from 25 exons. Lineage: Eukaryota; Metazoa; Chordata; Actinopteri; Clupeiformes; Clupeidae. Gene Ontology annotation, molecular function: microtubule motor activity; ATP binding; microtubule binding. Gene Ontology annotation, biological process: microtubule-based movement. The record is from RefSeq and is a predicted model, not a curated record.